AUUUGGAGUCGAGUCAUAAUAGAUCGACUUGUCUAGCGCACAGCGCACGCCUCCCCAUGGUCGAUUUGUAGAAUCUAUUUCAUACUCGUGUUCGCCACUGAGCCAAAAACCCUUGUUCUAAAAUCUGCAUCUCAGUCAUAAGAGAAAGAGAAAGCAGAAAAAAUGGCGAUGAUGGGAGCUCUGAAAAAGUCAAUUUUAGGCCAUUUCAGGGUUUCAGUUUCUCAACCUUCCCUCUCUUUGAUUGGAUCCAAUAAGUUUCAAAAUUUCCCAAACCUAAUCAAUCGUGCAUUUUCAUCACAUGAUGACCAUCUCACUAAAGAUCAAGUCACUGAUAGAGUUCUCGCCGUUAUUAAAGACUUCCCCAAAGUCGAUCCUUCCAAGGUCACAUCAGAAGUACACUUCCAGAAAGACCUGGGGUUAGAUAGCUUGGACAAUGUAGAGCUUGUAAUGGCCUUAGAAGAGGAAUUCAAGCUGGAGAUUCCCGAUUUGGAGGCAGAUAAAAUUGACUCGUGUAAGCUUGCCAUUGAAUACAUUCACAACCAUCCACUGUCUAGCUGAACUCAUCAAUUUUGCGACAUGGGACUAAAAUUUGUUUCAAAACCAUCUCUUUUGCUUUCAUUUGAUGACUGAUUUUCGUAAAAUCGUUCUAGUGUUUGGGCAAUAAUGUACAAGAUUUGUUGGUCUUAAUUUAGACGACCCAUCUGAUUUGCUCUUUUUGAAACAUUUCCAAAUGUGGCUAUGGAUUUAUAUCCAUGUUAUCUGUUCUUUACUCUUGGAACUCAUUCUUAUCGCUACUCAUAGCCCAAGUUACUCUUACCGGUUUA
Messenger RNA from Amaranthus tricolor (Joseph's coat), 824 nucleotides. Its product is annotated as acyl carrier protein 1, mitochondrial. Bases 163 to 558 code for a protein of 131 amino acids. The transcript is spliced from 2 exons. The record is from RefSeq and is a predicted model, not a curated record. Gene Ontology annotation, biological process: fatty acid biosynthetic process. Lineage: Eukaryota; Viridiplantae; Streptophyta; Magnoliopsida; Caryophyllales; Amaranthaceae. Gene Ontology annotation, cellular component: mitochondrion. Gene Ontology annotation, molecular function: acyl carrier activity; acyl binding.